This is a messenger RNA of Serinus canaria (Common canary), 914 nucleotides long. RefSeq names its product ribosomal protein L36a (gene RPL36A). The record is from RefSeq and is a predicted model, not a curated record. Gene Ontology annotation, molecular function: structural constituent of ribosome. The transcript is spliced from 6 exons. Gene Ontology annotation, cellular component: cytosolic large ribosomal subunit; ribosome. Gene Ontology annotation, biological process: translation. The coding region runs from base 93 to 413 and encodes 106 amino acids. NCBI's taxonomy places the organism in Eukaryota, Metazoa, Chordata, Aves, Passeriformes, Fringillidae.
UGUGCGCCUCUGCUCGCUCCUCUCUAUGGUCCCCAGCUCACAUUCACUUCCGCUUCCGGUCAGCGCUUUCUCUCCGGGCCGCCGCCGCCAAAAUGGUGAACGUGCCGAAAACCCGCCGGACCUACUGCAAGAAGUGCGGGAAGCACCAGCCGCACAAGGUCACGCAGUACAAGAAGGGGAAGGACUCGCUCUACGCGCAGGGAAAAAGGCGCUACGAUCGGAAGCAGAGCGGAUAUGGGGGCCAGACAAAGCCCAUCUUCCGUAAAAAGGCCAAGACCACCAAGAAGAUUGUGCUGAGGCUGGAGUGUGUGGAGCCCAACUGCAGGUCCAAGAGGAUGCUGGCAAUUAAGAGGUGCAAGCACUUUGAGCUGGGAGGAGACAAGAAGAGAAAGGGCCAGGUGAUCCAGUUCUGAGCAUCAUCCUGCUCAUCGUUAUGGACCGUAUUAAACAGGUGCUGGGAAUGCAAUGCAGAGUUCACCCUUGUGGGCAACUUCUUGUGGUAGAAAUGGAGCUGAAGGAUGGAGAGAUGCCUCUUCACAUCUUCAUCAUGACUGAGAGCACUCAGUUACUGAACUGUAAGGGAAUCUGUUUUUGGUUAUUAAAUAUUGGCUGAUGUGAUAGCAUUUUCAGAUUUGUGUAGGCAGCAGUGGGAUAGACUGUAUGGCUGUAUUAGAUCAGUUUUACUGAGUGCUGUUUCUAGUGACAAAUUUCACAAAAACUUACGUGACUGGAACAAACUGGCCUGUUUUCUAAACCAUUAUUUAAUUUCAGAUACCACGCUGUACUCUUGUACACUUCAAGUAAGAAAAAGCAUAGCCUUUUAAAGGGAUUUUAAUCAAAGUGCUUAAUCACAGAAGAACAAAUAAAAAAAUCCUGAUUGUAUUGUAAUCAGAAGAUAAAAUACUUGAACAUGA